AUGGAUAAGUGGCCUUUGUUGUUCGCAUUGGAGAAGGAGAAAUGUUGUUUGGUUAUGGAUAGGGUCCCGAAGUCCGGCUCAGAUGGUCAAUGGAAAUGGUGCUGGUCCAGACCAAUGCUGAAUCAGGAGGAGGUUGCAGAAUUAUCGGACUGUUUGUCUUUUCUGAAUGGUGUGAGUAUCAGUGACGUCAAAGAUAAGUGGCUGUGGUCUCCGGACGGCUCAGGUCGGUUUUCCACUUUGUCCUUUAGAUCCUUGUUUUCUUUCGCUUCUGAAUCGGGUCAAAGGUAUAGUAUUUGGAAAGGUGGUUGGAUUAAAUCCAAAUGUGACAUUUUCAUAUGGAGAGCUUCUCAAGAUCGGAUCCCUACGAGACAGGCGUUGCCAAGAAGGAACAUCCUGAUUGAUUCGUCGGAUUGUAUCUUGUGUGGUGAGGAUAUCGAGACGGUAGACCAUCUUUUUUCGGCUUGUAGAAUCGCGGUCGAGGUUUGGGAGAAAAUCAGCGCUUGGCUUAAGAUCCCCCCUUUAUUCGCUUUUUCGUUUGGGGAUAUUAUUUCGAUUCAUGAAAGUGUUGGGGAGAACAGGAGAGCCAAAGAUAUUAUUCGGGGUCUAUUAAUGAUUGCUUGCUGGUGUAUUUGGAAAUCUCGUAAUGAUAAGUUUUUCUCCAGCGGUAAAGGUUGCGGUGCGGAAAUCUUCGGGGAAGUGAAAGCGAUAGGGUUCCUCUGGUUAAAAUGUAGAUCCAUUAAUAAGGGUUUAGUGUGGAGUGAAUGGUGUAAGUAUUCUCUGUAUAUGUUGUAG
Molecule: messenger RNA, 792 nt
Organism: Helianthus annuus (common sunflower)
Lineage: Eukaryota; Viridiplantae; Streptophyta; Magnoliopsida; Asterales; Asteraceae
Exons: 1
Coding region: 1-792 (263 amino acids)
Source: RefSeq, a predicted model, not a curated record